Messenger RNA from Solanum verrucosum, 639 nucleotides. RefSeq lists its product as uncharacterized. The record is from RefSeq and is a predicted model, not a curated record. Lineage: Eukaryota; Viridiplantae; Streptophyta; Magnoliopsida; Solanales; Solanaceae. The transcript has a single exon. Bases 1 to 639 code for a protein of 212 amino acids.
AUGUAUUUUGAAACAGUUGAAGUCUCUCAGAAUUGCAGUGUUGUUAUGACUAAUCAUGUGAUCCCAAAGAAAGAAGAUUCAGCGGUAUUUACUAUCCCUUGUGCCAUUGGUAUGCUUCAGUUUGCUAAAGCAUUAUGCGACUUGGGGGCAAGUAUAAACUUGAUGCCAUAUGCCAUCGUUAUGCAACUUUGGCUGGGUGAACCAAAAUCAACAACAAUGAGGCUUCUUAUGGAUGAUCGGUCUAUCAAACACCCCAUUGGAAUACUUUAUGAUAUUUUGGUGAAGGGGGAUAGAUUUAUCUUUCUGGCUAACUUUGUCAUUUUGGAUUGUGAGAUUGACGCAGAGGUGCCUAUAAUUUUAGGUAGACCAUUUUUGGCAAACGGAAGAGCUCUAAUGGAUGUUGAAAGUGGUGAGUUGAAGUUCUGGGUAAAUGAAGAGGAGGUCACCUUCAAUGUGUGCAAAUCAAUGAAGCAACCUAGUGACAUUCGUGUAGUUUCAACCAUUGAUGUAAUUGAUGAAGCAGUGGCUAGUGUGAGUGAAAUGAUGUGUAUGGGUGAACCUCUUGCUGCUGUCCUUCGAAUUAUGAUAAGAUCAAAUUUCAAGUGUAUGAUGAAGGAGUGGAUGCUCUAUUGGGACUAG